CAAUGAAUGACUUCCGCCGGAACGCAGAGUUUGACACUUCUGGUGAAACUUAGCGUUGACUUAACUCUGGCAGCAGCGACAAAUACAUCUCGGCUCAGCCAUGUCUGAUGAAUUUGUGCUGUAAAACCUGCGUCAAUAUUGCAAAUCACUACGGAAUCGCACUGAACAAACCCAGUUGAUAGACGUAUAUGUAUUUUUUUUAAGGAAGCUGGAUCGCUAACAAUUACUGUUACGUUAGCAACAAGCUAGCUAACGUUAUCUAUAUCCACAAGUACGUGUAGUCGUCAACGUUUUACACGGUUGGGUGUCACAAAAGAAUGGUUGGUGACGGUGUCAUUUACUAGCUACUGCCAACCAGAAAAUCUAACUAGCUAGCUAGCUGCUUAAUCCGUUUUCUUCGAGAACUACGACAACGCUACCCCAGCACUGCCCAUCCAGGCAGUCAGUGUUAACAAAACAAGAGAUUGGAGCGAUGACGGCAACAUCAUGUCUGGGAGAUAUCCUUUAGUCGAGAAAGCCCUCUCAGAGGGCUAUGCUCGGUUUAGGUUCAAGGACACGUCGCUGCUAAUUUGGCAACAGCAGCAAAUGGAGCUGGAACAGGGACCACCGAGUAACUACCUCAGUCGGAGUCAAAGUACGUGGUACAGUCAGUAUGGAAACCAGGCAGUCGUGGUACGGGACAAACGAACUGUCACAGUGGAUCCAAUUGCUGACGCUGGAAGUUCCAGAAUAUGUUUGAUUAUGUGACAGUUAUAGUGACACAUACAUUUAUUCAUAUGCCCUACGCUUCCAUAUUUGUAAACUGUUUGUGCAAAAAUAUAUGGUGCAGACUGAAGUUGAUUAUUUGUGUCCUGAAAGACGUCUGCCAUAAACAUGUCAUGACCGACUAUGUGGUGGUCAAAGUAAGCCUGUGCAUGUACAUUGGGGUAUGGCAGUGUUAGCUAAGGUUUACAUUGGGGCAGCAGGUGUCCUAGUGGUUAGGGCGUUGGACAAGCUGACGAGGUAAAACACGUCUUUCUACCCCUGAACAAGGCAGUUAACUCACUGUUCCUAGGCCGUCAUUGAAAAUAAGAAUUUGACUUGCCUAGUUAAAUGUAAAGCAUUUUUUUAAUCAUUUAUAGCAUUUUUGCAUUUCAAUGCAGUAUUGUCAAUAUAUGCACUUGUCUCUCACGAACACUUGUAACAAGACAAUUGUUGCAACAGCAAGUGGAGGUUGAUUAUGUAAGUCGCUCUGGAUAAGAGCGUCUGCUAAAUGACUUAAAUGUAAUGUAAAUGUUGAUUAUGUGCAUUGUUCUGUGAAAUAAGUCUGCACUUUUUCAAUUCAAUUUCUGUCUGUUACAUACCAUAAACCUUUAACAUAGCUAAUGCCCCUGCCAGCUUUAACAGCUGUGAUGUGGAUAGUAUACAAAGACUCCAGGAGCUCACAAUUGUAUGUAGUUUAUUCAUUAAAACAAACUCAGAAAAUAAGGGAUCCCAUGUAAAUAAUUACAUCAAAUAUUCACUUUGUUUGCCCUGCAUCCCCAUAUAUUUUCACCCUUAUAACAACAUGAAUCUUACAUUUCUCAAAGACAUGUCUACAGAAGUUACUAUACUGUGUUACAAAAUAUUUAAGUUGCAGCAGGAGGGUAGGCAAAUACAUACAAUUGUUUUGAAAUAAAAAUGACCUAUGACCAAGAACUAAAAGGAACAAAUCAGUGAAUAUGGUGAAAACCCUUUAGAAAGUAUUCAAACCCCUACUUUUGCCACAUUCUGUUGUUAUAAAGGGGUAUUCAAAUUAAUAUAGUUUUCUGUCAACGAUCUACACAUGUCAAAGUGGAUUUUUUUUUUAAUCAGUAAAGAAAUCACUCUUGAUUAGGUAAAUAUUCAACCCCUGAGUAAAUACAUGUUAUACUGAACAAAAAUAAAACGCAACAUAUGUCUAAA
Oncorhynchus gorbuscha (pink salmon) is the source of this 1923-nucleotide messenger RNA. RefSeq lists its product as uncharacterized. Lineage: Eukaryota; Metazoa; Chordata; Actinopteri; Salmoniformes; Salmonidae. The transcript has a single exon. The record is from RefSeq and is a predicted model, not a curated record. The coding region runs from base 487 to 747 and encodes 86 amino acids.